Molecule: messenger RNA, 2871 nt
Organism: Phytophthora nicotianae INRA-310
Lineage: Eukaryota; Oomycota; Peronosporomycetes; Peronosporales; Peronosporaceae
Exons: 4
Coding region: 20-1117 (365 amino acids)
Source: RefSeq, a predicted model, not a curated record
AAGCAAAAGGUGGGCAGGCAUGGGCAAGCAUGAGCGGGAUUCAAGUCGCCUUGACGAGCGUAAGCGGCACAAACGGCGGCGCGAUGAGGAUAAGAAAAAGAAGCACAAGAAGCACAAGGACAAGGAGCGCAAGAGCCAUCGGCGACACAAGCGGAGCUGCCACAGCAGCGGCAGUGACAGCGAUAGUGAUAGUGAUCGUGUCCCUGUCGCGGACUACAUGAGGGCCAUGAAAGUAGUGCGUGAGCUGCUGACGGAGACACCGGGGCUGGCCAGCGAUCUACUGGGACUGCUGCAGAUGGUGGACGAUGGAGAAGUAGCCGUAGUCGGUGGUAUUGAGAACCGACGGAUCCGCUCUAAGCUGAAGGAGCUGUUCCCGUUGCUGGGACUGGUAAAGCUGAGAGAACCUAAGGGUGCAUUUGCCAAGCCUCUCAAGGCUAAGGACAAGGGGGAAUGCCUAAUGGAGGUGUUCCAGAGAAUGCUGUCUGGAGGCAGUGAAAAGGAUUUGCCUCAGCCAGCUACUAAACGAGAGCAAGGGGAUAGUUUGACGAUGGAAGAUGCUGAUCCUGUUGAAGAGAAGCCUGCGGUGCAAAAGCCGAUUAAACGAGACUUGCCCAUUGGACCAGCACUACCUCCUGCAUCGGGUAGAACGCUUAGCCGUGAUAUUGAAAAUGAUGACGAUGAUGAUGAUGAUGAUGACGAGGUUGUGGGCCCAGCACUACCUGGUAUGAAAGGCUUUCGGUUAGCAGACGAACACGUGGAGGCGGAAAUGAUCCGUAAAGCAGAACAGUUGGAAAAAGAGCAGUGGGAACGCACACGUGAUGGUGGCAAAGACAAAGAGGGCAAAGAGGCUCCAGCGGUGCGAGAAGCGUGGAUGACUAUGAUGCCGGAAAGCUCAAUUCUGAAGGAUUCCCUAGGACCUCAAAACAGACCUCCAGGCAAACCUGCCGCAUUUCGCAGUAAGGAGCCGGCAAGAGUAGACAAGACUUGGUUUGACUCUCCUGAAGAACGAGAGCGUGCGAAGCGCGCCAAGCUCGACAUGUACCAAAAUCUGCUUCUGACGACGCCCUACUGCGAAGGUUAUACUAAGCUACUUCCGUUGCUGUCUAUAGGGAGUUAAUUGGUUACGUCCGCGAAGAAAACGCUCCUAGUACUGCAGCUGCUAGUAGCAUGCCAGCGACCAUGGGACAGCCUACUGUGAACGAAUCGAUUCUUCCAAAUGCGAACCCAGAGGCAGAUGAAGAAAUGCGAAAGCAAAUGGAAAACCUUCGGAAAUCGCGAGGGCCAUCGCUGUUAGAGCAGCACCAGCGCAAGCAAGCCGAACACGCGAAAAUUGGAGUAGGAUCCACCCAGAGCGUCGGUGGAUGGAACAGGUUUGUAAAUGCAACUUCACUGGAGCGAAUUAGAUAUUUUUCUCAUAAACUUUUACCCUUACAAUGCAGAGACCGAGACCUUGCAGUUCGCCGGGGAAUGUCUGGGGACGACGCAGAGCGCAUGAUCUCGGCGGCGAAACAGAUCAACUCCAAGUUCACUGCACCGACAAUUUCACGGCAGUUCUUGUAACUCCACCCCGUGCAGUCAAGAUACCUUACGACAUUUUAACUUUACCCCGCGUAGCAACCAGAACACGUGAAACCGCGUUGAUGACUAUGGAAAGCAUAGCUAGAACCCACCCCACCCCGGCGUUCCAGCGAUUGCAAGACAGAGCAGCUUCAAUAAAAGUGAGGAAAGACUUAUGCUGCUGCUGUGAGGCAGUACCAGAAGCCGGGGCACAAUCGACCUCCUUCUUAUCUUUGUAGAGUUUCCCCACGGCCUCCUUCAUCAUCUUCUUCUGAAAGUGUUUCUGCUGCUGAAGACGGUGUUUGUGCCUUAAUUCAGCUCGUGAAAUAUCUUCUAACUGCUUGUCAAAUCGAUCGACAAGUUGAUCACUGGCAUCAAGCGAUGUUGAUGGGCCACGAACAAUUUGCUUUGCACGUGAAAUAUCAGCACUAUUGGAGCAACAAGCAACAUUAGAACCAACCAAAAAUGAGCUCAGUGGAGCUGCCGUACCGGGCAUCGUCAAAGUUGUAGAGCUUCGCUUUGGCCUUCGCGCGCUGUUGGAGUGCUUUAACGCAUUUGGGAUCUAUUGCAAGGACUUGGUCGCACAUCAAUCGAGCUUUUUCCCAUUGCUGACAACACAACAACACAAACCGUAUUAAAGCAAGCCCACUAUACACGAUGACAAGAUACAAGUCCCAGAGCCACCUCCAUCAUUAGCAUACAUGCUGCUAAGUUGCAUGUGAGCGGAAUCUGCAGCUUUUGUUGGCAAGCGAUCUUCUCCUCUGUAGUGGAGCCGAAAUCCAGCGCAGUAAGUGCCUGGAUGUAAGCUUCUGCUGCUUGAUGAUAGUUUCCUUUGUGGAAAGCGUCGUUCCCGGCUUGCCGCUGAGUUGCUACCCAAUGUACCUUAGCUGACUUGUCCAGUUGAGCGACUUGCUGCGCUGAGUGCUUCACUCUAGCCUUCGUGUCCAGGUAAGCAAUCUCUUUCUCCGACGUGUUGAGCAUGAUGCCAUUCUCCGUUUUUCGCUGCAAGGUCACAGACCCGCAUAAAUCAGUAGCCACUGGAGCCAUGACUUCGUUGAUAGUGGAGAGCAUCUUCGACACGGUAUACGCUUCUGGCAUCGUUUGGCUCGGGUUUCUCGCGCUCUUGGUUGGCAACAAGACUUUUUCUCCUGCACGAACACACUAUAACUGCUACACUAUUUGCAGUCGAGAAUUCGGUCACUUUUAACACAGUGCAUUGCGGUUUCAUUUCCACGUCAGUCUACUAAGUAAGAUCACGACUGUGGUCGGUAUCUAGCAUCAUUUGUAUCACCCGCAGAGUACAAAAACGUCAGC